Diceros bicornis minor is the source of this 4032-nucleotide messenger RNA. RefSeq names its product phosphatidylinositol 4-kinase type 2 alpha (gene PI4K2A). The transcript has 9 exons. The coding region runs from base 34 to 1473 and encodes 479 amino acids. The record is from RefSeq and is a predicted model, not a curated record. Gene Ontology annotation, biological process: Golgi organization; endosome organization; phosphatidylinositol phosphate biosynthetic process. Lineage: Eukaryota; Metazoa; Chordata; Mammalia; Perissodactyla; Rhinocerotidae. Gene Ontology annotation, molecular function: 1-phosphatidylinositol 4-kinase activity. Gene Ontology annotation, cellular component: lysosomal membrane; endosome; plasma membrane.
GUGCCCCGGGUCCCGGAGCCCGCGGCCUGAGGGAUGGACGAGACGAGCCCACUUGUGUCCCCCGAGCGGGCCCAACCCCCGGACUACACCUUCCCGUCCAGCUCGGGCGCUCACUUUCCGCAGGUGCCGGGGGCCGCGGUCCGAUUGGCGGCGGCGGCCGGCCAGGCCCCCUCUCCGCCGGGCUCGCCAGGCCACGACCGGGAGCGGCAGCCACUGCUGGAUCGGGCCCGGGGCGCGGCGGCCCAGUGCCAGACCCAAACCGUGGCGGCGCAGGCCCAAGCCCUGGCCGCCCAGGCCGUGGCGGCGGCGCACGCCGCGCAGGCACACCGCGAGCGGAAUGAGUUCCCGGAGGACCCCGAGUUCGAGGCCGUGGUGCGGCUGGCCGAGCUGGCCAUCGAGCGCUGCAUCUUCCCCGAGCGCAUCUACCAGGGCUCCAGCGGGAGCUACUUCGUCAAGGACCCUCAGGGGAAGAUCAUUGCUGUCUUCAAACCCAAGAAUGAAGAGCCAUAUGGGCACCUUAAUCCUAAGUGGACCAAGUGGCUGCAGAAGCUGUGCUGUCCCUGCUGCUUUGGCCGUGAUUGCCUUGUCCUCAACCAGGGCUAUCUCUCAGAGGCAGGGGCCAGCCUGGUGGACCAAAAACUGGAACUCAACAUUGUACCCCGUACAAAGGUAGUAUACCUGGCCAGUGAGACCUUCAACUAUAGUGCCAUUGACAGAGUGAAGUCCAGGGGAAAGCGGCUUGCGCUAGAGAAAGUGCCAAAAGUUGGGCAGCGGUUUAACCGUAUCGGGCUACCACCAAAGGUUGGUUCAUUCCAGCUCUUUGUUGAAAGCUACAAAGAUGCAGAUUACUGGCUACGGCGUUUCGAAGCAGAACCUCUCCCUGAGAACACUAACCGGCAACUACUGCUGCAGUUUGAGCGGUUGGUGGUGCUGGAUUACAUCAUCCGCAACACUGAUCGAGGCAAUGACAACUGGCUGAUUAAAUAUGACUGUCCGAUGGAUAGUUCUAGUUCUCGGGACACAGACUGGGUGGUGGUGAAGGAGCCUGUUAUCAAGGUGGCUGCCAUAGACAAUGGGCUGGCUUUCCCCCUGAAGCAUCCUGACUCCUGGAGAGCAUAUCCUUUUUACUGGGCCUGGUUGCCCCAGGCAAAAGUCCCAUUCUCUCAGGAGAUCAAAGAUCUGAUUCUUCCAAAAAUAUCGGACCCUAAUUUCGUCAAGGACUUGGAGGAGGACCUAUAUGAACUCUUCAAGAAAGAUCCUGGUUUUGACAGGGGCCAGUUCCAUAAGCAGAUUGCUGUCAUGCGGGGACAGAUCCUAAAUCUGAGCCAGGCCCUGAAAGACAACAAGAGUCCCCUGCACCUCGUCCAGAUGCCGCCUGUGAUUGUCGAGACGGCCCGUUCCCACCAGCGGUCCGCUAGCGAUUCCUACACACAGAGCUUUCAGAGUCGGAAGCCCUUCUUUUCGUGGUGGUAGCCUGAGAGGCAGACAAAGGCAUAUUGUCUGAGACUUGGGCUGGGAGGAAGCCUGGGGAGUGGGUUGCAGGAAAAGCCAGAGAAGCCAGUGGAGAACAGUGCCCUUAAGAGCUCUCCCUCUCUGCUCAUCACCCCCCUCAGGGCUUUCCCAAGCACAGGGAGAAGCACAAUCAGAGGGACAGUCAGUGCUGUUGGGGCACUUCUGAGUGCUGGAACUCCAUGCAAGUAGUUCAGAUGCCAGGAAAGGAGCAUCUCCCUUCCAACGUCUCCUGGGGACAGGCUGGGAAAUUCCCCUCCCUCCCUGACACCCUGCUCUGUUUCAAUUCUUCAUUAUAUUCUGCAUCAGAAAAGCAAACAAACAACAAAAACAAAUUUAAAUACUAGUGGCGAACACAGGCAGAAUCCCAGAUCCUCUCAUGUCAGAAACCUCUAAUCCAGGGCCGUCCUAGUCGCGCAAGUGGUUAAGUGCGCGUGCUCCGCUGCGGCGGCCCGGGGUUUGCUGGUUCGGAUCCCGGGCGCACACCGACGCACUGCUUGGCAAGCCAUGCUGUGGCGGCGUCCCAUAUAAAGUGGAGGAAGAUGGGCAUGGAUGUUAGCCCAGGGCCAAUCUUCCUCAGCAAAAAAAAAAAAAAAAAAAAGGAUUGGCAGAUGUUAGCACAGGGCUGAUCUUCCUCACAAAAAAAAAAAAGAAAAAGAAACCUCUAAUUCAGACCUGUAUUUGCAUGGCCCAAACAGUCAGGUGCCUCACAGUUCCUUACUCCCAUGGACCAAGGCAGCUGGGUGACUCACAGUGCUGGGACAGACAGAAGUCACACCUACUUUGGGUUUUUGCCAAGUCUCCUUCCCCUCCCACCAGUGUGGUAGGAUGGCUGAGAGCCUGCAAACGCAAUUCUCAUGGCGGGAUACUUGUGCUCUAGACCUCUCCGCAUAUGAUCGCAUCGGCUCCUCUCUCUGCCCUGCUAGGGACCCGCCUCUCUGGUGCAGGCCUGCUGCUUGCCUGUCGCUCAGACAAAGGCAGGAGGGAGGAAGUUGACUCCCCCGCAGGUAAAAGUGAUCCACACGGCCCAGGUGUAUGCUGGGAGCUGUAACUGGUCUAUGGGUAAACUUAUUCCAGCCUUGCUUCCUGAGUCCUUGGCCCUAGCCAAAGGUGAGAAACUCUGCCAGUCCUCUAAUUUGUUUCUGUUGUUUUAGAUAUUUUUUCUCAACUCUUUUGACUUAGCGGUUCAGUUCUGGGUUCUGGGGGUGGGUCUCAGCUCAUAAGAGGACAGGAUAUUAGGUCCUUAGACUUCUUUUUAUGCUACACUGCUGCUUGGUGGAGGUGACAGGACUUGUAUUCUGCCUCCUAACUGGCAGCUUCCCUUUGCUCCCUGACUUCUUGUUCUAGGCCAGUUGUUCCAUGGCUUCUUGAGAAAGGUGGGGCCCAAAGGAGAGAGGCCUUCAAACUGUCCCCCAAUGCCUGCCCAGCUCAGUGUGCAUCUUCCUGCUUCCAUGUCUCUCUUCCCUCAGCUGUCCCCCUUGCCAGGUGUCCGAGCCCUUUCUACACCAAAGCAAAGAACGGCCUCAGGAGGGAGUAAGGAGGGUGCCUUCUGUGGCUACAGGGCAGCCCUAUGCUACUGGACACUUCAGGUUGCUGGCACCCUGCGAUUGGUCAGUCAGCCUUGGGAAGAAACUAUCUUGAAAAUUUGAAAAACAACCAAAGAAAGGGAGCAAAGACUAUGGCUGUGUGCCCUCUGCUUGCCCAGCUCCUGCCAUCCAGGAGGCGGAGUGGAGAUGUGCAGCCCUCUCAUCAGCUGGGCCAGGCUGGUCACCUUCCAUUCCAGCCCCCAGGAGCCGGCUUGUCUUGGGCUUCCACAGCUGACAGGAAGAGUCGCUGGGAGCUGGAGAUGCGUGCCCUCUGGACGAAGGCACAGCUCCCCCACUGGCCCCAACUCUGACAAUCCCAUUCAGCUGAACUGGACUCUGGCCUUGGGGGACCAUGUUUGUGAGGAUGCCUGCCCCUAGACUGCAGGAGCAGCAGGGCUCCCGGAGGUCAGAAGGGGACCCAGGUGUGUUUAGCUUUCCAUAGACAUCUUUACUCAAGUAUGUUGAUAAAUCUCCCCACCUGGGUGUCAAGAGAAGCUAAGCAGUCUCAAGAGGAGCGUGGUUGCUUCCCCUAGCCAAGCAGAUCUGCACAUUGCCCUCGUCCAGACCAGCUCUGUGCUCAGAAGAAAGUUGGGUCCAACAGAAGAGGGAGCUGGUCCCAGUCCUGGAAGGCAAACGAGUGCGGGCCGUUCUUUCCUGGCCUAGCUCCGUUCUCCUUGAAGCCUGUACUCAGGUUGCCUUGAAUGUGGUCUUUGGGAGAGCCAGGGGCCCAGAGUGCCAGGGCCGGUUUCUGGGUGGCACUCACAGAAUGGCCCGGCCCUCUGCCAGCCAUAGGCCCUGUCCCCCGGUGUCAGGGAGUAGAGGCUGCGCUGGAGAGUGCUGCUGCCUCUGUAUUGUUCUUCUAAUGCACUGUAGAAAUUGUAUGUAAUGUAUUUAAAUCAAUGCAAAUGUAUGAAUAACAAGGCCAGUUCUGACCUUU